UCUCUCCUUUUUCUUUUUCAUUUUUUUUAUCCUUUAUAAGAUUCCUUUUUUAUCGGAAAAUCAAUCAGAUAUUUUCUCUUUCAUUUUCCGUCAUCUACUCUUUGCAUCUAAACACAGUAGUAGGCUGAACUCUGAAAGGAAAUAAUGGAGACUCUUCUCUCCUUGCAGUUUCCUCUUAUUACUUUGUUAAGCUCUCUAUUAUCGCAUUUUUCUUCGGAAAUUGAAGCUGCGGUGGUUGAUCUGUUCGUAGGAGUAGCGAUUUUUUUCUUCUGGUUCGGUAGGAUCGAGGUAGCUAGGGUUUUGACUUGGAAUCCAUGGGGAGAGGGAAGAUCGUGAUAAGGAGGAUCGAUAACUCGACGAGUAGGCAAGUAACGUUCUCGAAGCGGAGAAGCGGUUUGCUGAAGAAGGCGAAGGAGCUUUCGAUUCUUUGCGAUGCUGAGGUUGGAGUUGCGAUCUUCUCCAGCACCGGAAAACUCUAUGAUUACGCCAGUUCCAGACCGUUUAGAUCUAGCAGUUUGAAUGGUUGGAUUGGAACUUCUAAGCUCAUCCCAAGAUUGAUCUUCAUGCAAAAUCAGGGCAUGAAAUCAGUGAUUGAUCGAUACAACAAAACAAAAGAGGAGCAUAACCCCCUUGGAAGUUCAACCUCUGAGAUUAAGUUUUGGCAAAGGGAGGCAGCAAUGUUAAGGCAACAAUUGCAGAACUUGCAAGAAAGUCACCGGCAAAUGAUGGGAGAAGAACUGUCAGGUAUGACUGUCAAAGAUUUACAUAGUUUAGAGAACCAACUGGAAGUUAGCCUCCAUGGUGUCCGUGCAAAAAAGGAACAACUUUUAAUGGAGGAAAUACAGGAACUGAAUCGAAAGGGGAACCUCAUACACCAAGAAAAUAUGGAACUGUAUAAGAAGGUAAACCUAAUUCGUCAAGAAAACACGGAACUGAAGAAGAAGGUCUAUGGAACAAGAAAUGGGAGUGGAACAGACAGAAACUCUGUUAUAACAAAUGGUAUAAGCAUAGAGGAAGACUUGCAGGUUCCUGUGAAUCUCCAGCUAAGCCAACCACAGCAACAGAACUAUGAGGCCACGUCAGGAGCCACAAAGUUGGGCAGAUUGUAGCUACACUGAUGCAUCUACAAAAGAUGAAUGUUUCUUGAUAGCAAUCAAGAAGAUGAUCUCAGCUUUGAAUUUUAUGUUUUCUCUAUCAAUAGACAAUCAAUGUUUGUUUUUCUAUCAAGUAAAGCACUAUUGCAUGUGUGAGUGAGAAACAAGAAGAGCAACAUCUUAUGUAAAGUCAACAUUUAAUAAGGUAAGAAAUUCUACAUACAAAACAUAUAUGUGCAAUUCUUUUUUACUUUGUUU
Messenger RNA from Arachis ipaensis, 1352 nucleotides. The record is from RefSeq and is a predicted model, not a curated record. NCBI's taxonomy places the organism in Eukaryota, Viridiplantae, Streptophyta, Magnoliopsida, Fabales, Fabaceae.